AUGACAAAGGAAGACUCGGUUUCAGCCCAUAUACUACCACCCUUUGAUUCGGCGAUUCGCGAAUCGGGCGUUUCUGUUCACGGAGAGAGGAACAGCCUCGGUCUUUCUUCGGUGCGAGAGAAGGAGUUGCGAAGAUUGUACAAACAGCUGGACGUUGAUGGUGAUGGCCAUGUGAAUAUUCGAGAUCUUGUGGCCGCGUUGAAAACGCGUAUGCCUGGUCAGCCAGAUAUUCCGAGCUAUGCAAUGCAGAUGAUGGAAGAAGCCGAUAUCAACCACAGCAAAACGAUCAGCUUUGCUGAAUUUGCUCAAUAUGUGAUGGAUCAGGAGAUGCGACUAGCUGUGGUAUUCAAUGACUGCGACACAAACAGAGACGGACAACUCGAUUCCAAGGAAAUCAAAAGCUAUUUCGCGGAACUGAACCUGCCGAUUAGCGAUAACGAAGUGGAUAGAAUAAUUAGAAAAAUGGACGCUGACGGUUCUACUACGAUAGAGCUUGAGGAGUUUCAGAAUUACCUGAUGUUUUACCCUUGUUCAACGCCGUCGGACAUUGCAAACUUUUGGAGAGCUAGCUUGGUAAUCGACGUCGGUGAAGACAUCGUCCGGUACGAAGACCACGUCGGCAACUGGUGGCAGCAUAUGAUUUCCGGUGGAAUCGCUGGGUCCGUUUCGCGCACUUUUACGGCGCCUCUCGAUCGCAUUAAAGUGUUUCUUCAAGUGCAUGCAAAUCGGGUGAACAAGAUCGGCUUCAUUUCCGGCAUGAAAAUGCUCUAUAGCGAAGGCGGACUGCAGUCGAUGUGGCGAGGA
Soboliphyme baturini is the source of this 804-nucleotide messenger RNA. NCBI's taxonomy places the organism in Eukaryota, Metazoa, Nematoda, Enoplea, Dioctophymatida, Soboliphymatidae. The record is from the annotation of a GenBank genome assembly.